This is a messenger RNA of Ilex paraguariensis (yerba mate), 1341 nucleotides long. The record is from the annotation of a GenBank genome assembly. Lineage: Eukaryota; Viridiplantae; Streptophyta; Magnoliopsida; Aquifoliales; Aquifoliaceae.
AUGGAUGUUCCCUCCCCGGAACCACCAAGUGAAACUGAAGCUACUGAUAGAUUUCCAUUGCUAAUGGCUCAGAAGGAAAACCAUUGUGAUUGCGAGCAUGUUGUUGAUAUAUCAAGGAGAGAUGAUGCUUUGUCAAGCCUGUCUAAUGAGGAUCCUCCUCCUGGAGCAGAGCCACCACAGCACGAGGACAGAUCAUCAAGUAGCAUACAGGCUGUCACUUAUCAAUCUCCCGUGUUGUCUUCAAGUACUGUCAACUCUAGGAACUCUCCAUCUAUAAGGAGAAGUGAAGGCUAUGCUAGUCGCCGUAGAAGUCCACUGAAUUCAGGGCUAUGGAUUUCUAUUGAGCUAGGUGUCAAUGUGGGCCAAAUUAUAGCAUCUAUUGUUGUUUUGUCAUUGUCAAGACAUGAAAAUCCACAAGCCCCGUUAUUUGCCUGGGUUCUGGGUUAUGCAUCUGGAUGUGUUGCAAUGCUUCCUAUUAUUUAUUGGCGUUAUCGUAAUCGCAAUCAAGGAACUGCUCAAGAUACGACUCAUUUACAUCAGGGAUCAUCUCAAAACAAUUCUUCAUCUGAACCUGCUUCAUACACAGCUAUUUCCGUUGCUCAAUCUUCUGGAGAGGAAAACCAUCAAAUCGCGAAUGCAGCCGCUUCAAGCAGUCAGAUCACCCAAAGCUUGAGGGCACGCCUUAACAGCCUUGUGGACCACUUCAAGAUGGCCCUGGAUUGCUUUUUUGCAGUGUGGUUUGUCGUAGGUAAUGUGUGGAUUUUUGGAGGUCACUCUUCUCCUUCAGAUGCUCCUAAGUUGUAUAGGUUAUGUAUAGUAUUCCUAACCUUUAGUUGUAUUGGGUAUGCCAUGCCCUUUAUACUGUGUGCAACGAUCUGUUGCUGCUUGCCCUGUAUGAUUUCUAUCCUGGGUAUCCAAGAGGAUCUUUCUCAGACUAAGGGAGCCUCGAUGGAAUCCAUUAAUGCUCUCCCAACAUACAAGUUCAAGCUGAAGAAAAGAGGUGACAAUCAGGACAUCAACUCGGGAACUUGUGAAGGUGGAGUCUUGGCUGCAGGAACUGAAAAGGAGCGUACCAUAUCAGGAGAAGACGCUGUUUGUUGUAUUUGCUUGGCAAAAUACGUAGACAAUGAGGAAUUGAGAGAACUAUCCUGCUCUCAUUUUUUUCACAUCGAUUGCGUAGAUAAAUGGCUGAAGAUUAAUGCAUUGUGCCCUCUUUGUAAAUGUGAGAUCGGGGAAAAUGGUGGGGCUUCAUCAUCAACCACAAACUCCAGCCAACAUCAGAGCGAGCAGAGGGCGGGUAAUGUGUCAGCUGAAGGUGUGUAUGGGAUCAACGUGUUUUAG